AACAAACAAUAUUUUAUUGAAAUUAGGGUUGGAGAAAAAAACCCGACAUAAAUCAAAAAUUCAAGAAAAUGAAACCCAAAGUACUAGAAUGUACUUACAUGACACAUUAAACCCUCACCUGGCAUUUCUACAUAUACCAGUUGUCAAACUGAACUCCAUUCCUAGUGGCCAUUACGGAGAGUUUCACAUGUAUGCAUACACAGGAUCUAAUUUAAAUAUGCAAAAUUACUAUAGUGAAAGGAAUGAUCUCAACUUCCCGUUUGAAAUUCUCCAAUCCUUCUGUGUUCCCAGCACCCACAGCUACUCUGGUAGGAAAACAAAUCCUUUUGAUCCCUCCUUUUGGUUUCUUAGGGUACUUGUUUAGGAUUCAGGGCAUCUGGUAAGCUCUUUCGAAUGUGCAUUGGCUUGGGGAUACAGGGGAAGAGAGUGACAUGGUGGCUGUUAAGAGUGCCUGGAGGCCAGAGAGAGCACCUGGCAUCCUCUGGUCUGGUGCUCUGGGCUCAGGUAGGGACCUGGGCGGUUUGCAAGAGCUGCCCAGACCCCAGGAGACUGGUGUUUGCUCCUGGCAUCCCCACCUUGUCGGUUGGAAAUCAGGGGACCCCAGGUUUUCCCAGUAUGUGUCUGUCUUUUCCUUCCUGGAACUCCUAGAGCCAACACUAAGGGGCACCAGAGCCUUGGACUGUAGUGCCAGCUUGGAGGGCGCUGCGGAAGUUCCAGCGCAGAGGAGCCCACCCAGCGGGGCUGGGCAGCAGGCACAGUGAGCAGAUGCCUCAGGGUCUUAGGGGUCCUCUGCAGGAAUCCUCCAAGAUUAGGGCCCCCACUCAAUGCUGGUGAGGUGUACUGCAGUGCUGGUGCUUCCCUGGAGCGGGGAGACCUUUUGUUGCCGCUUACUUUGGAGGAGAAAGCGUGGUCAGACAUGGAGUACAGUGUGGUCACAGCUGCAGCACACACACAGUGUCGGUUAAACAGCACCGUGUAGGCAGACACACAGAUGCACACACCCCGCAUCCUUUCUGACCCAUAAAACCGAUUUAGGACAAAACCCAAACGCAGUGGAGCUCUCUAGAGACUCAAAAAGCGUUCAGACUGAGCCUGCAAAGUCACCUCGCCCCUCCUCUAAUCAGCCUCCUCUUGCAGAAGAUUGUCUAGCGAGGGAAAUGAUACCCAGUCCCUAGUCCCCAACAGGGACCUCUUAGCUGCCCUCUGGUGUCUGGGACUUGUCCCCUAGACAGCGGGGUCCUAAGGAGAAGCUGAAGACCCAGGUCAGCAGCCUUGGCCACUCGGCCCACGUCUUGACUCUGAAAUAAAAAGUGGGGAGGGAUCGCAACCCCUGGGCAAAAGCCUGGGUGUACAGGACCCGGAGGGGGCGGUGGACAGCGGGUCUUCAAGCUGCCGGGGCGCGUCUUCGUCCUCCGCCCCGGGCCAAGCUGCUGUCACUGCACCAGGAUGGAGAGACCUCGGGGCGGGAGGAGAUGACGCAAAAUCCAGCGCUCCCCCCAAAAAAGUGUGCCUCCAGGACGAAGAUGGCGGCAACUUAGCCCGGGGACUGAAGAUGACUGUGGCCUCGGGAGGCCCAGAGCAGGCGACUCGGCCCCCGGCGGCGCCCGCGGGCAGACCUGCAGCGGCCGCGGCGACAGUCGGAGCGCGGGGUGGGGGGUGGGGGGGAGGGACAGCCCCGCCGGCGGCCGCCCAAGCUCGGGGCGCGGGGAGAGCCAGCGCGAAGUAGGCGCGGGAGGCGGAGGAGAAGCCAGCGACGGAGAGGAAGGAGGAGGAAGAGGAGGAGAAGAGGAGGAGGAGAGGAGGAGGGGAGGCGCUCCGGUCGCCGUCAGUGGGCAGCAGAGACGCGGCAUGCCCCUGGCAGGGGAGAGCGGGCUGUCCUCAGCUGGGCCAUGGGGACCCGCGCGCUGACAAUGCCGGGGUGAUAGGAGCAGCGCCAGCCACCCAGCCACCUCCACCACCAUCACCUCCCGCACUCAGCCUCCCCACCGGCCAGCACAGCACCAGCCUCCGCGUCUCUCUCUCUCUCUCUCUCUCUCUCUCUCUCUCUCUCUCUCUCUCUCUCUCUCUCUUAUUGUCUCCCACUCUUCAAGGGAUGGGGUCGGCUGAUGCUUAGGUCGGAAGCAAGAUCUUCCUCCAAAGUAUGGUAAUAUUUAUGUAGGGAGAGAGAGAGAGAGAGAGAGAGAGAGAGAGAGAGAGAAGAAACGGGAGGAGGGGAUACGGAAAUUAAACCCUUUAAGUCAAUGCAUAUUGUGGUGACACCGGCACAGGAGCCCUCACGGUGGAGUCGGCCAGGGCUGUGCGUUCCCAAAAUAUGACCAGGGGUGCUUGGAUGUGUCGGCAGUAUGACGACGGCUUAAAAAUCUGGUUGGCAGCACCCCGGGAGAACGAGAAACCGUUCAUCGAUUCAGAGCGGGCUCAGAAAUGGCGACUGUCUCUGGCUUCUCUCUUGUUUUUCACAGUCCUGCUCUCUGAUCACUUGUGGUUCUGCGCCGAGGCCAAGCUGACCCGGACCCGGGACAAAGAGCAUCACCAACAGCAGCAGCAACAGCAGCAACAGCAGCAGCAACAGCAGCAACAGCAGCAGCAGCAGCAGCAGCGACAGCAGCAGCGGCAGCGACAGCAGCAGAGGCAGCGACAGCAGGAGCCCUCCUGGCCCGCGCUCCUGGCCAGCAUGGGGGAGUCCUCGCCCGCCGCCCAGGCACACAGACUCCUCUCCGCCUCCUCGUCCCCCACCCUGCCCCCCUCCCCGGGAGGCGGCGGCGGCAGCAAGGGCAACCGAGGCAAGAACAACCGGAGCAGGGCUCUUUUUCUAGGAAACUCUGCCAAGCCGGUGUGGCGCCUAGAGACUUGUUACCCCCAGGGCGCCUCCUCCGGCCAGUGCUUCACCGUGGAGAGCGCGGACGCUGUGUGCGCCAGGAACUGGAGUCGGGGGGCGGCCGCGGGGGAGGAGCAGUCGUCCAGGGGCUCUCGGCCAACUCCGCUGUGGAACUUGUCGGAUUUUUACCUUUCAUUUUGUAAUUCCUACACACUUUGGGAGUUGUUUUCGGGGCUGUCCAGCCCCAGUACUUUGAACUGCAGUCUGGACGUGGUGCUCACGGAGGGCGGUGAGAUGACCACGUGUAGACAGUGCAUCGAGGCUUACCAGGACUACGACCACCACGCUCAGGAGAAGUACGAAGAGUUUGAAAGCGUGCUGCAUAAGUACUUACAGUCGGAUGAGUACUCGGUGAAGUCCUGUCCUGAGGACUGCAAGCUAUAACACCAGAAGUUUUCAUGUUUGGAGACCUGGCAGUACACAAACAAGAUGCUUCAACUACCCAUCAUCCUUUGAAAAUCAGGGGGCCAGGUCUGGAGGAGCAAAAAGUGUGUGAGGGAAUUGCAGUAGCUUCCCCUUACUUGAUUUAAAACUGGUUUGUAUGGACCUUUUAAAGAAGCCAGAGACUGGCAGGGAGCUAUGCCUUUGAAACCUGCACCUCAUUUGAAUUAAAAAGGGACUUUGAUAUGAAGCAAAGGUACCCUGCUUUGCCAGUAGCUCUGCAGGAUGAAGCUCUGAAGACCCCUCUAAACUCAACUCAGCUGAGAAGGAGAAGACACCAUUUUAUCUUAGCAUCUGGCCUGAUCAUGCUGCUUUUUAAAGAUUCUCUAUAUCUUUGCAAACAGAUGCUUUUAAUAUUUAAUAUAGCUCUAUGGUAAACUUACAUCUCGGUGAGCUGUUUUGUUUGUUUGUUUGUUUGUUUGUUUGUUUGUUUUUGCAAAGUAAAAGGAAUCUUAAACUUUUUAUUGAAAAUAUAAAAAGGGCUUAUUUUGUUUAUUUGUCCUAGAUAAGCAAAGAGAGUUGUGGAAUGAAAACAUUGUACACACGUAAAUAACAUUGCAUUCACAUAAAUAAAAAGCAUGGUGAGAAGAAGACAGAGAGCAUAGUGUGAUUUAAGCACAAGUAGAAAAACAAAGUCGAUCGGAGGGGUGUAUCAGCUCAAGCCUAUAAUCCAGCCUCUGGGAAGCUGAUACAGGAGAAUUGCCAUGAGUUGGAGAGCACAUUGGGCUACAUAGUUCAAAGCCAGCAUGGGCAGAGAGAAAGACCCUUCCUCUACUGCUUCCUGCUCCCCCUCCCUGUGCAGCUUUUUCUUCCUGUGACCUUAGACCUACUCUCCCCUUCACUGUCUUAUUUGGGAUUUAGCAUCUGUAUUUUGUAAUUGAAAUUAGCAUUUUGUGAAUAUCAAAUGUACGUAAACAAUGACCAAUGCCUGACACUGAACAAUGAAACACCAAUCCUGUGUCCUCCUGGGUCCUUUACCUGGCUCCAUGCACUGAACAGUAUUGGUAAACAAUUUUAUCUAAAGCAUGUUUUGGAUCAUUUGAAAUAUAAGCAGAAGCAAACUUCAAUCUAGUGUAAAAAAAAAUCGUAUUUAUGACUCUCAACAAGAAAGCAUGAAUUUUGUAGAUAGUGUUUCACUCAAAAUACGUUUUCAUGCAGUUUGUCUGCAUACUCCAUGGAAGAGCAUGACACAGCAAAACUUGCACCAGGAAACAGCCUGGUGACUGGAUACAUCACUCCUAGGAAAGGCAAUGAGGCCAGGGCCCAGCAGGAAGUCACCUCGUCCUGGCAGGGAUAGAGAACUCUGAGCUGGGUGCAAGCAAGGCUGAGGAAUGGAGCUGGGGACUGGUCUCCCUGAAGAAAGGACACUUUCUUGCAUAGAAGGCACCCCAGAAAUGGGAGCAAGGGAGUCCUGAAAUCUGAUCUCUGCUUUCUGAGAGGCCGAGACCCAGCCUGCCAAUAUUUCUAGAAGAUUUAAUAGACAGAAGGAUGGGCCCCCAGGGACUUCUGGGAAAUACCUUUUUAGCUUAUAAAGGGGUCAAAGGGCCAGGAAAGGAACUUCAUCACAAAGGGAUGGAGAAGCCAUCACAGUGAUGUACGCUGUGAUGUCAUCACUAAGGAGUAUAGCGACAGGAAGAUGGAAUUUGAAGUUGGCUUGGACCACAUAGUGAGUCCAAGUCCAGUCUGGGUUUUAUAGACCUUGUUGAGAUAUUCUCGCAGGGUAAAGAGUGAAUUCUUGGAAACAGGAAGUGGGGCAUGAAGCAGAAAGUAGCCUUUCCCAAAUCUAUCUCCAAAUCCAGAAGGUGGUUGAAUCUUCCCAGGUAAAGCUUAUUUUUCACUGUUACUGGCAACAGCCCAGGACAAAUCUAGCUGACACAGGAGCAGCCAACGGUGUAUUUUAUGAACUUCAAGGGAUAUAAGCCAAGUCUUGUCUUCUGGUGAUCAGGGAAAGUUCUGGCUUCCCAUGCCUAGGACUGGUGAUCCCAGAGCAGGGAGAUCUAGAAACACUAUCAUGGAAUUUCCACUUGAUAAGCAAGCAGCUUGCUGUGAUGGGCUGACAGGACAGUCCUCUGGUUUGAGAGUGUACCUAUAGCAAAACCUGACUUUGUUGAUGGGUUUCCGGUCAUACUUUUGAGGGGCAAUGUUUGGCUCAAAACACAGGGGAAGGGCGCAAUUGUGAAAGACGUUGAUGGUUGGUCUUGGUUAAACCGUAGGGCGUCAUGGGGUAAAGGGUUUAGCUGAGCAUACACAUACCCGUAGAAAACAGAGGAGAUGGUUUCUAGCACACUUUCCUGCCUCAGUUUCCCUGGCAGCUAUGGCCAUCAGUGGGAUCCCAUGGUCACAUGGAAGCCACAUGAGUACGAUUUUUAUUAGAAAGAAAUUACUGUCCAUUUAGAUGCUUCAGUUGCACUCUGGAUUGUUUGUUGAUUUAUAAAUUAAUAGACCCCUGGGCACACACACACCUCUUCACUCACCAGAGGAACACUUGCAUUAAUUGGCUCAGCAGAGGGUCUCUGCAGUUGCCUAGGCUGCUUGAGGAUUAUGCUAGGCGAGUCCCUUGAGUGCUCUGACAGGAAGUCCACAGUGAUAAUGCGAUGGUGCUGGAUCCAGACAUCCCCAUCUCCCUGUGUUCCAAGCCGAGCAUGAGGUAAAUGGAAUAGCUUGUUUAUGCUCUCCUCCGGCUGUAAGGAAGAUCCCUCUAAAAGUUGUUGGUGAUUUGAUAUCCAUGAGAUAUCAAAGGGCUACUUCAGGGUUCUUAAAAUUAUCUACUUGCUGACAGUGUGCUGAAACUUAUCAGGUUUAUGUAAUAUUGCUACUGUUUUUUUGCAGGCAGAAUGUACGUGUGUGGAUAUGAAUUUAAUUUGAUCUCUUAAAUUUCCUACGUAGGAAAACCAAGUAUGCUCAGAUGGUUAAAGCUACGGUCAGAUACAGAUGGGGAAUUCAGACAUUCUGAACCUGCACAUUCUAAUUAAUUAAACCCAUAGCAUAUUUUAUUUUUUUAUUUUAAGUAAAUCAGCAUCUGUAAGGUAAUUGUCUGUGCAGCAAGACUAGAUAUUGGUCCCUGGAUCCCUCACCACUGACAGCAUCUCCAGCCUCUUUCGUUUUUGUUUUGGUUUGUUUUGUUUUGUUUGAGUCUCACUAAGUAGCAGCUCACUCGUGUGCCUCAGGUAGACUGAGUUUAGGAUCCCUCUGCCUCAUCUCAUCUUCCUGAGUGGCUGUGAUUUCCUGCCUGAGCAUCACGUCAAAGUGCUCUUCAAAGUGCGUGACUUCCCCCAACCUCCUUUUUUUUUAAUUUGUGUCCAUUUGACUGAACAGGAAAAAAAAAAAGUAAUUCAUCUGUGGGUUUUUUCUGUUUUAACAUUUUCUACAGUAAGAUCAGAGUAUGAGUAUGGUUAGUUUUAUCAUCAUGCCACAGGUCUUCAAGAGCACCUUCCAACACUGUGUAAAUAGAGAAUGUUGAUGACCAUGAGAAAUCCCCAGUAAACCUACUGUCAAGAGCCUGAGACACAGGGGUGCACAUCUGUAAACCCAACACCGGGGAAGCAAAGGCAUGCACUUGAUGUCUGUCCUGUUGUGUGAGAGACUGGGUCUAAAAUAUAAAUAAAAAUAGAGGGGAAACAAAGGACCAGAGAGUACCAGACACUUCAUUGGAAUUGGCAACUUUAUUCAUCUAGGAAACCAAGAGCUAAAUACAAUAUAGUCUAGUGAUAGACUCAAAUAUGAGGACCAACCACUGCCUCCUACCCACUGUCUCUUCUAUUGUCAUCUGCAACUCGCCGGAGUCCUUCAGUCUCUGCAGAUGCACACCACUGCACUCCACGUGUCUCAGGAUUCCCGGGAGGUGAACUUAUGACCUCGUCCUUAAACGGCCAGAGCUCGCUGAGUUACAUUCCAGUCCCACAUGCACAGCUCUCCCAUUACACUGAUUUGUUCUUAUUCCCUGAAAAGUUUUAGAAGAAAAUCAAAAUAUUCCAGGAUGACCGAUCAUUAAAAAGUCUUGAGUAAUGUCAAGGUGACCCUGGGAGAGCCCUGUUUUAGGCCAUGAGCUGCUUCGGCUUCAUUCAGAUAGCAGCACGCAACUGAUACACUGAUUAUGGUUUACUCUACCAUAAUGGAUGCUAAAUCAGAAGUAUACAUGUAUGAAAUCAACCUAUAACAAAUUAUUAGUAAUUUCCUACUAAUUCGAGUCAUGAUCAGGCUCUAGCAAGAAGGUUCAGUGGGUAAAAGCAGUUGCCAAGGAAGCCCGAGGUUCUGUGCUCAAUCCCAGGCAGCCUCAUCGUAGAAGGAGAGAAAUCAGAUGCUGAUUUUUUUCUUUUGUUCUGCACAUGUACACCAGGGCGCCCUGCACACUUGUAUUCACCAACACACAUGUGCACACUUGCGCUCACACAAUUAUAUUACAAUAGAUCUUGAAAAUCAUAUUAGCAUCACAUUAUAUCCAGGUUUGGUCAUUCAAAUAAGUUCACACAGCAAAAAUUGCAUGACUCUUACCUUCACACUGACUGCUGUGGUCAUCACCCUCACUGUGAUCAAGCCAACACCUGAACUCUCAAGUUUCAGAGCUUUUCAACCAUCUCCCAUCUCAUCUUGGCCAUGUGUUAUUGCCCUGAGAGCUCAAAAAGGCUCUGUUAAAAACUGUUUUCUUACAAAGACAUAAAGACAUGGGGCUUAAUUUUUUUCUUUGUUUUUUGUUUGUUUGGGUUUGUUGUUGUUAUUGUUGUUGUUGUUUGAGAUAGGGUUUCUCUGUGUAGCCCUGGCUAUCCUGGAACUCACUCUGUAGACCAAGCUGGCCUCGAACUCAGAAAUCCACCUGUCUCUGCCUCCCAAGUGCUGGGAUCAAAGGCGUGCACCACCACUGCCCAGCUGUGGCUUAAUUUUUACAAAGAGCAAUGAAACAUCAAUGACUAGAAAGUCACUAAAAUGUAUUUAGUUUGAAGUUCCUAACAUCAACUACUUUAGGAAGGAAUAUAACACAACUAUUUUAAAAUUCUAAUUUUGUGGUUACAGUAAAAGCCUGUAGCCAUACAGUACUCACCUUACCAAGCACACCAGGUUAUCCACCCAGACCAGCUGCAAAGUCUCAGAACCUCCUGGAGACUUUGGUCAGAGCAAUAGACAGUUUCAUCCACGGAUGAAAUCGGCAUGAAACUACCCGCUUCCUAAAGUUCAAGCUUUCCAAACACGUGAAGUCAUUUCCUGCUCGAUAUCACGGUAUUUUGUUUUAAACUGCAAGAGUCAUGUAUACUCACUGCACAAAAUCACCAAUGUAAACAUAAAAUACUGACCGAGUAACUCUUUAAUUGCCAAGAAUGAAUGCAUUUUUUCAUGUGUAAGUAUAAGUACAGAUAUAUACAUAUGUGUGUGUGCAUAUUACAUGGUCAAUGCUUUGACUGCAUAAAAACUUUUCUGACUCAAAAAUAUUAGGUAGUGGGACUGGAGAUCUGGCCCAUCAGUUAUGGACUGGCUGCUCCUGCAGAGGGCUGGGGUUCAAGCUACAGCAUCCACAUGGUAACCCACAACCACCUGGCACCCCAGUUCUAAAGACUUCAGUACACUUUUCUGGCUUUGAUGGGCACUAGGAACUCUUAUGGUACAAUACACAUGCACACAUGCAGACACUCACAGACAUAAAAGAGAAAUAAAUAAAUCUUUAUAAAUAUGUCUUGACAUGCCUUUCUUGCGGUCUAUGUCAAUUUAUAUAAAAUCAUCUUAGCAUUUGUACUUCUAGAAUAUAUUCCAUAGUGCAUGCAUACCUGUGCUCACACACAUGCACAUAAACACACAUGCACAUAUGCAUGCCUUACACAUAUGCACACACUCCAAAAACUGUACAUAUAAGCAUUUACAAGUGUAUAUAGAUGUACAUGGAUUUGAAUGUUUUAAUGGAGAGUUUGAGGAAAUAAGAUUUAAGGUUAGUUUUCUUUGACUUUAUUGCAAUAAACAAUAACUUGCUAAUACGAAGAUGCACCUCUACUCCCUGCCCCCCAUACUGCACAGAUCCUCUCUGUGAACAGAGGUGCACAGCCAUCUGUAGUCCACAGUCUCCUUGGGUCCCCACCAUCUGCAGUGUGUGAAUGAGAAAUAAAUUCUGCCUCAGGGAUAGGAGAUGCAUAGGCCUCUCGCACAUAAAUAUUUGAGUUUAGUUGAUGUAAAUCAUUGAAGAGGUGAAACUUCCCUAUGCAACCUCAGUAAACUGUCAAAUCAAUAAAUAUGUUAAGAGAGACAUUUCUCAAGAGAAGAUUUACAAGUUCUCACCAGGCAUAUUUAAAACGCUCCACACCACUAAUCACUGGAGAGACGGAACUGCAAACCACAGCCAUACAUCAUUUCAGCCCAGUUAAAAUCACUACUGACAAAAAAAUAGAAGAAAUAACAAAUGUUUAUGAGAAUGUUGUUGGCGGGAAUGUAAAUUGGUACACCCACUAUCGGGAACAGAAUGGAGGUUCCCCCGGAAACUAAAAAUAGAACUGUCAAGUGGCUCAGCUGACCUGAUAGUGUGCACGUAGGGGAGGAAAAGGGAACCAGUGUGUGUUAGAGACAUCUGCCUCACAACGUCAUCCUCCCUCCCUGGCUGUGUCCACCCUGAGUGAGAGGCAGAAUCUGCCUUGGUGCUUGUGGUGGGAUAAGUACAUAAAGAUGCUCUGGUGCAGACACACAAUGAUGCAGUCUUCCUGGUGUAUGCACACAAUGAUGCAGUCUUCCUUUGUACAGUGAAUGGAAUCCUGAAUGGAAGCAUUCUGGAUGAGUCUCAGAUACACCGUGUUAGGAGAAAUGAGUAGGGAGCAGAAUGGCAAACUCUGCAUCUUCUCACUGUGACAUCUGAGAAUGUUGGUCUUUUAGGGAGGGAGGCAAAAAUGGUGAGUCCCAGAGGCUAUGGAGGGCAGUAGGGAGAAACAGUGAGGACUCACGGAUGGGUGCAAAGGUUCAGGAAGUAAAAUGUUCUAGAGUUCUGUUGCACAACAGGACAGCAAUGCUGUUGGCCACAGUAUACUGUAUAUACUGAAUAUACACUGUAUAUACACUAUAUAUACACUGAAGAUACACUGUAUGUACUGUAUAUAGCAAAAGGAGUAGACAGGUGGAGUUUGAAGAUGUAUUUUUAUUUGUGUGUUUGUAUGAGUGUGUGUGUGUGUGUGUGUGUGUGUGUGUGUGCAUGCCACGUGAGUGCAGGUGCCUGCUGAGGCCAGAGUGGUUGGUUCCCCUGUAUCUGGACCUUCAGGCAUUUAUGUGUUCUGAGAAUAGAACUCUGAGCCUCUGAAAAGCCAGUGAACACUCCCAGCUGCUGAUCUGUCCCUGCUCACCCAGGCCAGGAUUUUGAAUACUCUUACCAGGAAGUAAAAGUUUGGGGUUGUCCGUAUGUCAAUUAUGCAAAUUAAUUGUAAUCCAAUGUAAUCAUUGCACUUUGGCCUGUGCAUUGGAAUGCCACAGCAUACUUCAUACACAUAUACAAUUAUGGAGAGUCAACUAAAAUUUUGAAAAAAAUGAAGUAGAAGUAAAUAGUUUACAAGUAGGAAUAUUGAAAAAUAUUAGGUAGAAAGCAAGUUAGUGACCAUUAGGGUCUUUCAGCUGUGAGUCACUGUAGUCCCUGGAGAAUAGGAGUAACAUUUUUCUUUCUUCUUCAAAGUCUAGAUCGCACUUCAUCUAUUGGACAUCCUCCCUAUGUCUCUAGCGAGAGCCACUUUUUCUAUGUGCAUAACCAAAAGGGGAUGUCUGAAGACCAUAAGACUACCCUAAGGCCCAAUAGCUCUGUGGAUGGAUCUUCAACAGUGGAACUUAAGUCGAAUUAUACUCUUCCCUAUGUUGCCUUGGUUAUGAUGUUUUAACACAGCGUUAUAAAGGUAAACAAUAAAAUCGGCAUCGGCAUAGAAAGAGAUGGUGAGGAGAACUGGGGCUAGCUCAGGUGGGCCUCUUGUGUGUGAUUUCACAAACCACAUAAUACCUUUAGGAAUGAAUGGAGACCACCUCACCUGGGUCAUGUUUUUUAAUCAAGGAAGCUCCCCCAUCCUUUGUAUGUGCAAGCUCUCCUGGAGAGUAAGGGGCUUGGACAUGUAGCAUGGAUCUGACUAAUAAUGAAAAUGACAGGCCCUACUAACAAAAGGUCACCAUACGCCCCAGGGCCUCCCAAGUCCAAAACGGCAUUUUCUAACUAUUUACCGCUCUAGUAAAUAAUCAGGCUCUGUAGAGGCAGUGCCUUAGGCUUAGCUAACCUGUUUCCUCGGAGGGAUCCCAGCAAGUUAGGAGGAGGCUUCCCUGUACCAGGCAAGCAACCGUGCUUAUGACAUGACCUGGAAUUUGGACAGUGCAGAACCAGACAACUCGCCCCUGCUGUGUUAUUGUUUGUACUUGUUUGUUUGUUUGUUUGUUUUGGUUUUUGGUUUAGUUUGAUUUUUUUCAUACUUUUUUAGAGACAGAACUAACAUGAAGUUGGGUGGAGAGGAGAAAGACUUUGAAGGAGUUGGAGGAGGAAAAAGAAUAUGAUCAAAGUAUAUUAUAUACAAUUUUUUUAAGUAAAAAAAAAAAGACCUUUGUUGGCAAGUUGUGGCAACAGCACAACCCAGUGUAACUCAAUACCCAAUUCCUUCAAAGACAAUGAAUUUGGAAUCCUCUGAAGAAAAACUGGGCCAAAUGAGAGUCAGCAGACAGUUCCAUGGACAGGUGGUUUAAUUCCAAUUGUUAGCAGCCCAGUGGUCACAGGCAGUAUGGAUAAUCCAGGAAACCAUCUAAAUGCUAUGUAAGUGACUGCCUGAUAAAGACAGCGUGGACCACCUCACUGUGUUUCUUUAGUGGAGGCUCCGAGGUGAUAGAAAAGGCUGGAGACAGAGCCCAGGGUUGCAAGAGGGAAGAGAGCUGAUGUGUAUUUGUCUACUGAACUAGAUUUCAGAGGAACGAGGUACCUGAACGAGGAAAUAAGGAAGAAGCCAAUUCCUUAAAAGUGGUUUUGAUCUACUCAGCAACAAAACAGACUUGAAAAGUGAUCAUUGAUUUGUUUUUUUUUUUUAAACUCUAUCUUCUUCUUGAGCUGAGGGAGGCUUCGUUCAUGAUGUUCUUAUAUAGGACAGGUGUUUGGUUGUGAGCCACCUUCUCUGGGUGCCUGGACCUGAGGUGGAAUGCUCUGGAUAAACAGCCUACACUCUUAACCAGCCAGUCCCAUCUUCAGAGCCAUCUUGAGUUCAAUUUUAUCUUUUACUCUUAAAAAAAGUUAUUGUUUAUUAAAACAAUUCAUUCAUUAAAAGCUAUAGGUUGUGAUGUGGUCAACUUCAAACCAAUUCAUUCUUGCAAAGUGUCUGAUAAGAGGUAGGCCAUGUUCUAAUAAAGCUCAUUUCUCUAUGUUCUUGAAUUUACAAACUCUUUAUCUAGUAGUAUACAUGCUCUAUGAAGUCUACAAACUCUCUGCCUAGUUUACAAACUUUAUGAAGUCUCCCAAGAGUAUUUUCUCUCACCUCUUUCAUCAAUGGAAGUAUUAGCUUUCCAUUGCACCUCUGACAGUGUCCACAUAGAAUAGAGGUGCUGAAAUUCAAUUAAGUCAUAUAAUAAACUUCUCUUUUUCUUUUUAGGAUUACAUAUCUAGUGCUAAAUCUUAAAAGCUGCCACUCAACUCUAGAUCUUUGACUGUAACAAAAACAUUACGUUAAUAUCAGGUCAUGCCAAGAGGGGAGGUGGGGGCUUGCAGACCCUGGGGCCUGUAAGGAAACUCUCUCCAUUCCUGCCCAGUGUUCACUGACACCAAACCUGCGUUGUGAUGCUCUGGUGAUAGACGGAAGCCAGGAGUUAUUGACAUUAAUGGAUGUUUAGCAUCCUGAUGCUCUCCUGUGUGUCUGCCCCUCCUCCAUGCUUCUCCUUUCUGUCUCUUUGCCAUGGUAUUGGUAAAACCUAAGAUGUAACCAGCGGAGGAUACAUCUCCUGCCAUGUGGCAAGCACGUGCCUCACCAGGCUCAUCCCUUCGUGUGUGUGCCCCCUUGGCUUGGCUAGCAGUUCCCUUCCUUGUGUAGUGCUGCCUCCCUGAGCUUUGUCUCCACACUUGCUGGGUGGAGACAAGAUUAACCUCUGCUGGAAACUUCCUGUGGUCCCCUCUGUUCCCAGGGGUACUCUAUUUCUUCGACAGUGGUAGCUUUUUUAGACUAUGCCAAGUCUUAUCUGGUUAUUUCCCCUCCCCUCAAACUGAUAUUUUCCUGGUGUAGGAUGUCUUAUGCUUCACUUUCUCUACUAUCACAUCUGAAAGGAAAAUAGUACCUAGGGGUGGUUUGCGAAAUGAGUAGGGGAACACAUCCUUCUUGGAUUUGGCUUCCUCUCUGCUUCUCUUCGGAUUUUGAAAAGGCAGGAUAAGGGUACAGGGUGUGAGCUUGGCUCUGAGGCAACCAGAGAGUAUCUGUCAGGCAAACAAUGCAGUUUCCACAACCUAAAAGAAUUCACAGACAGAAUUAAAGAGGAGAGGUGGGAGCAGCACCUGUGUUUACAUUUGGAAAUGUGUUUUAAAGAGAUCCAUAGUCUUCAGUUGCUGGAGUAGAAAAGCAACUGUGAACAGAGAUUGCCAAAGACAAAUAAAUAAAUUAAACCGCAGGAUGCUCAGAAAGUGACUGGUUGUGAGGUUCCUUUAAGGAAAACAAAUAUUAAACCAUUUGUGUAACCAACUCUUAGCUUUCUGUCUUCCUCUGCUCUUAUUUGUAAUUGGCCACUUGGCCUUAAACAGUAAGUGUAUUGUACUGACUUCGGAACCCAUGUGUAUGUAGGGUUUUAAUUUAUCUUAGAUUUCAAAAGUUACACUUACCUUUCCUGUAAAUGUUUACAUACCACCUCAAAGAUCUAUUAGGAUAAGACUUUAUUCUGAGAAUGUGGGAACUCAGAGCAGAAAGCAAGCCUGCCUCUUAGCAGCCUGUGACCGUGGCCCUGGGCUCACUAUGGUGCUGACACAAUCAAAAGCAACCGGCCUCUUAAAUUGGGCCAAAGCCAGUGCUGGUUACGAUGUCUGAAGUCUCAAUCCCUCCAGCUCGCAGCAGUUGGCUUAUUUGACAUCCAGGUCAUCUGAGAGCAGCUUCUCUUCCUGGUCAGUGGAUGUUGGUAUGACCUUCAGUACAUAACCUCACAGCUGUGAGUUUUAGUUGUGUGUUUUCGAUUCUUCGCCAACAGAAGGAACAAUUUAGAUCAAAAAAAGCCUUGACAGUCCUUCCCAAUGCUAAUCUUCUAUGCAUAUCUUUAAGGUGUCUGAUGCAAGCAGAGGUUUUAGUUAGUCAGACUGUUGGGAUGGAAAUGUCUUUAAGCCAGCAUUUAUCCAACUUCAGUGGGAAAGCUGAGUCAUGAAACAUCUACCCUAAAGCCGGAGCUUUUCUGCUUGAAAGCCUCCUUCAGGCAACGGCAGUGAACAACUCAUCAAACAUCUAGCUAACUAACCAAAGUCAGGGUCAUUUGCUCAACUUCUCUGUGGCAAUGGAGUCUUCUGAGCACUGAGCACCAUGGGAAAAGACUCCCUGUCAGAUCUCAGCUCUUUGAUGAGACCCAUCCCUCUCCUAUAUAUCAUGAUUUUAAAUAUUAUUUCUGGAAGACAUCAGCAGGUGAUUGGACUUACUGUGUAUGCCACAGUUUUCCCACACAGUUGAAGUCUAUGAAGUUCUCUAAACAAACCAAUAAGAAAUUUCAGACUCAGAGGGAAAUUGUAGAGCCAAGAAAACAUUGUUUACUAUCACACACACACACACACACACACACACACACACACACACACACACACACAAUAAACCUUUUCUUAAAACCAAAAAUGAUGGGACUAUUUACUCUGUAAAGUAUAUUCUAAAAUGGCAUAGGACCAGGCAAUACUGCUUGAAAUUCUGAAAUGUUACCAGACAGAAAGAGACCUAUACUCAGACAUGGUAAGACUAAUCUAGAUGACUUCCUGAUAAUUCUUAGUAAUAACUUCUUAAAUUAGAGACAAAAGAGAUUUGCUUGUAUUAAAAAAACAAAUCUUGUAUAUAAAUGAUAACUGUCAUGGCCAAAUCUUGGUAAGAGAAUUAAUUCUCCAAGGCCACUGGUGAAAUCACAUUUUAGCAGAAACAUGCCUUAUACUUGAGCUUUGUGCACUAAGUGCAGCAUCCAGAGAGGAGGCUCCAGCGUAGUCUUCAUCUCCUGCUUCCUAGGUUGCCAUGCAGAAGGUACCUGUGCCUGUCGCUGACUGCACUGCUCGGCACAAAUGUAAACCACUGUUGCUAGCAGUUAACACUGAGUAUUCUUAGUUGUUAAAACUUGGAAAUGGCAAAAAAAAAAAAAAAAAAAAAAACAAAAACAAAACAAAACAAAACAAAAAAAAAAACUUGUAGGUAAAUGGAUAAGUAAACUUUGGUCCACGCAGACAAAAGAAUUAUUUAUUGUAAGAAGAAAUGCUAUCAGGUCACAAGAAGGCAUGGAGGCAUGCCUUUAAUGUGUAUUCCUCAGAGAAAGGCCAAUCCCUACAGUCUACAUGCUGUAGGGUUCUAACUGUAAUAUUGCUAGAAUAAAAAAAAAAUUGGUAGAGACCAUAAAUGCAUUGGAGAUCACCAGGAGGCAGAAGAAUGAGAAAUGUGUGUGUCAAAUAUCAUACAUUUUUAGUACAUAAAAAAAAAACAAACAAAAAAACAAACAAACAAACAAAAAAAAACGGUGGGAGAAAAAGAAAAGCCAGAGUGUGUCUCUUCUUCUUUAGCUCACACACUGGGGAAUUAAUAAGGCUUUGCUCUGAGUGGUCUAAUUCCCAAAGGACUGGGACAUGGUACUCCAUGCUAAAGCUGUACAGUUGUCUCACCUCAUGUACAUGCUUCAGAAGUAGGCUGGUAAGUUAGUAGGGGGCAGGAAAAGCUAGGAGACCCCAGAGUUUGCUCUCUCCCACUCUCUGAGGAGUCCUGAUGGCUCCAUUAGUCCUACUGAUGGCCUCUGUCCAGUUCUAUCCACAGCCUGCUUGCUGGCAGGCUGGGACGACCCUGCAUCCUGGUCUCUGUGCAGGAGCUCUGACCCAACUUCCAUAUUCAGGGUCUGCUUUGAUGAGUGUUUGCCCCCUCUGGGUUUUCACUGCCUCCAUGGGGCAAUUGGCUUCAGAAGGUCCUUGUCCUUCCGUGUAAGCCGUGUAAACCAUUGAAAUCCAGUGUCAUUUCCUGGGCUGUGACUCACAGCCCAUCUGGCAAAUCAGGAGCUGAAAUAUCAUCCCCAGGACACAGAGUAUUUAAAUUUUAACUCAUCAUUUGAGAUACACAUGGCCAAUUCAGAACCUAUAUUUUUCAUUAGUUAAAUAUUUAGUAUUGGCAACAUAAAUUUGGAUUCUUUCAUCUCCUUGCAAAUUAUCUGUUUAUAACGAUUAGUGGUGCUAAUGAGGCUGGCAAUAAACAGGCUUCCUCUCAACUCCCAGCUCCAAUCAUCUUUCCAUGUUAAGCCAGUUAAGGCCCCUGCAGGCUGGAUAAUUCCCCCCAGGUGCCCCUAAGAAGUCCCAGGCACGGGGCUUGUCACAUUCUCUAUUUCCCCGCUUCAUGGACAUGCCCACACCAACCUAGUCCAGGGAGUCAGAACUCCUGCUCUCCUUACAGCACUUCCUCCCUUGCUGUUGCCCUCCCCAUGUCCUGCAGCACAAGGGGAGCAUCUAACAUCUCAGCCUUCAGCCUUCAGGCUUCCCUCUGCCAUCUCCAGUUGUCUCCCCAGUCACUGCUAUCAUUCUGUCCACCUUCUCCCCACCACCGUGCUCAGGCUCAAUCCUCAGGGUACUAUGAUGGGCGUUUUGUUCUUGUUUGCUCUUGUUCAGACAGACUCAUUCUCCAUCUCCUUACCCAUUCCUCUUGCUUUUACCACGUCUUCGGGCUUCCUCUUGCUUUUUCCACAUCUUCGGGCUUCCUCUUGCUUUUUCCACGUCUUCCGGCUUCCUCUUGCUUUUUCCACGUCUUCCGGCUUCCUCUUGCUUUUGCCACAUCUUCCAGCUUCCUCUUGCUUUUACCACAGCUUCCGCUUUCCUUUUGCUUUUUACCACUGCUUCCGGUGUGCAGAGUUUUCAACUCUCCUCUGUCACCUGCCCUACUGUGAGCAUCAAUUCUGACCUUUCUCUACAAGGAGCAUCAACUGGAUGGAAGCACUGGCUGUGGUUUCCCAAUGGUGCACAUGGCAGAAAGCUAGCUGUCAGUCCCACUGUCUAGACAAUCUUAUUCCUGUUUAUACCACCUCUUCUUUGUUGCCUCUCAACCUCCCCCUCCUUUGAAGAAAAUCAAACCCAUCAAACUUGACUCAUCGAUGUGGCAUGGUGUGUGCAGGCACUCCUGUACUGACAUCCUUGCCUCAUGACCAGGGUGGGUUCAGAUUUGGGGUAUCUCUGCUCCGUAUGUAUAAAUGUAGAGUUAAUAGGCCCUACCUCAUAAGAUUAUCAGGAGAGUAUUUCAGGGACUAAGAGUAAUGUGUAGCAUAGAUUAAAGGCUAGAUGAAUAGCGAUUAUUAUCAUUAAAUUCAGCUUUGCUUCUUGGCCUACGUUUCUAGCUCCACUUUCUCUCUUACAUCCUAAGGCAAGAUAUCUCAAGCUACAAGAUUGUCACAUGAGAUUCAACAAAGUUAUCGUCACCUGCUUCUAGAAAUUGCUGUAUAUUGCCUCUGCAGGAUUUUCAAGGUGCUGAAUACCCUACCUCAGGCGUUUUGCUGGAAGCCUGUCAAUCACUUUUAAUUUCUUCCCCUCAUUGCCCUCCAAAUAUACCCUCUUCAAUGUUACCUCUUCCUUUCCUGUCCGUGGUAUUCUGCAUUCUCACAUUGUCAAUAACAAGGUCAGGCUACUUUCCCUUGUUUAGGCUAUUGGGAAGCCUGUAACCUGGUCGCCCUUCCCUGGUCCACCCAACACCCAACACAAUCUGCAGAUGAUUGCCCCUGCAGCCAUGUGAGAUGCUGACUGUGCUAUUCUGAUCUGCAGGCACACAACAUGUGAGGGUACACACCAGCCAGGCGGAGGCCUGUCAGCUCCAGUUAUGUCAGCUUUGAAAGCUGAAUGCCUGCCUAGUGUUGAGGACAAGGUGACCACACAUUUCUGUGAGACACUAACAAGGAUUCAGUUUAUUGUGGUAUUCACAGACAUUGAACCUUACAAAGAAACUUCCAGGCUCCUUCUAUGCACAUAGAUACAUCCACUCUGUGUUCAUAAGUGCUUUGUCACCCAAGGGAACUCCUGGCACCUAAGACUGCUCCUGACAGGUGACAAUUCUGUUUCUCAAAUGGUUGUGCAGAGGAAAUGGUUAAGUGGACAAACACACACAAGACAAAGCAUAUAGUAUGGCGCAUAAACAUUGAUUAGAAACCAGACAAAUCUCUCGGGCAUGAUCUGUCACAUACACAUCUGACCUCUUCCCAGGACGAAGUCAAGCUUAUGCUAAAGUACUGUGACUUUGUUCAAAGUAAUUAGCAUGCCCCUUGCAAACCACACUCCACCUCUACUACUUAAGAAAGAUCCUGACACCUCUAUGUUCCUAAAGGAUUAGAAACAGUUAUGGGUAACGUUCACAUUCUCUUUAAUAUGUUGUAUACACUUGUUUAUCUCUCUCCCCCCUUCCCCUUCUCCCUUACACUUCCAUUUUCUUUUUUCCCAUUCUUCCUUGCCUUCUCCCUACUUUCUCACCUCUAUUUCUUGUGUGUGUUAUUUUCCCUUCCUUCUUUCAAUUUAGCUCUCCUUUUCCUUCCCUUCCCUCUUCUCUCCUCCUUCCUUUUCCUCCCAUCCCUUCAUCUCUCCUUCCCUUUCCUUCCCUUCUCCUCCCUUUCCUUUUCCUCCCUUCCCUUCCCCUCCCCUCUCCUCCUCUACUUUCCCUUUCCUUCCCCUCCCCUCCCUUCUCCCCACUCCUGUCUCUUUCCUACCCUUCCCUUCCCCUCCCUUUCCUUUUCCUCCCUUCUUUUGCCCUCCCAUUUUUCCCUCCAUUCCCUUCUGCUCCCCUCCUCUCCUUCCCCUUCCUUCCCUUCCCUCCCCCUUCCCUCCCCUCCCCUUCCUUCCCCUCACCUUCCCUCCCCUCACCUUCCUUCCCUCUUUCUUUUCUCCCUCUCUCCUUUCAUUUUCUUCCUCCUUUCUUUCUUUUACUUUUCCUCCUUCUUGUCUAUCUUUUCUAUUUCAUUCCUUCUUUCUGUGAAAUCACCUCUUGUCAUUGUCUCAUAGUUAAUGGUUGGUCUCAGCACAAGUUGACAGAGAACAUCUGAAAUCAAUCCCUAGCCAAGAGCUACAGGCAGAACUAUAUCACAUUCAAAGGCAAGCUGGAUGGAGAACUCAAGCAAGAGUAGAUUACCUGACUAAGAAUCAUGGCAGGGCUAAGAACCCAUCACAUGCAUAAGUAAAAACACAAACUCAUGCCAGAGGAGCUGCCGGGGGGUGAACACAAGAUGUGGGUUCAAGACAGCACCCCUCUGUAAUUAGAUGAGCAGACCUCACACCCUUAGAAACAAACAUUAGCUACAGAACCUGCUAAAUGUCCCUGGAGGCAGAGGUUUGCAAACUGCCCAGUCAAGGGCAGCUAGGGAGAGCCUGCACUCUCUCAGCAAGAUGGCAGAUGAUUAGCUCUGAUGACACAGGCUGUACCUGCUGGAGGGCACCUUCAUGACUGAACUUUGAUAUUGGAUGUCUGGCUUCAAGGGCAGGCAAGUAGAUUUGACAGAUUACUCAAUGUUGAGCAGGACAAAUCACAGUCUACUACUGGUACUUGGUUGGACCACUCGGGUCCAUCUUUUUCUUCUGUCCAUUUCUGUGUUACAUCCCUGUGAGAUGGACAUGCUUCUGACAGACCUCUGAGGAAGCCAGAGCAAGAACUAAAAGAGGCAAACUGUGAGUGGUGCUUUGGGAAUUGUUGAAGUCCAACAAAAGCUGACUCUCAUACUGAUUACAGUGAAUGAGUGAAUCUGGCCAGUAUCAAUGAUGUUCCACAGUGUCUGACCCUGUUUGGCUGGGAAGAAGAGGUAGGAAAUUACCCCAACGUGCACCUGAGUAAGGCCUCUCUGUAAAGGAAGAGGAACCAGACAGUGGGAGGAGCCAGCAACUUGGAAAACAAAUCUUUGAUGUGGCUAUAUUUACUAUAGUCUAUUGAUGCCUUAACCAGCCGUCUCACGAAGCCAGAAAGAGGGGAUGGGAAUGUUCGGAUAUAGGGUGACAGCUGGGCACAUGGAUCUAAGUAGCAUCUUGUUCACAGGACAAAUGAUGGUUUCACAUCUACAAUGUGUCAGAACCUCUGCUAAGUACUAAGCAUGAAAGGAUGGGACACUACCCACCAUCUUGACUUUAAGGCAAGAUCUAUUGGCUUAAUACUCACUGUCCUAGUUAGGGUUUCCAUUGCUGUGACAAAUCACUGACCAAAAGUCAAGUUGGGGAGGGAAGGGUUUGCUCUACUUACACUUCCACAUUGCUGUUUAUCAUCAAAGGACGUCAGGACAGGAACUCAAGCAGGACACGAUCCUGGAGUCAGGAGCUGAUGCACAAGCCAUGGGAGGAUGCUGCUUGCUGGCUUGUUUCCCCUGGCUUGCACAGCCUUUUUACUUAUAGAGCCCAGGACCACCAGCCCAGGGAUAGCACCCCCCACUAUGGGCUGGGUCCUCCCUCACUGAUCACUAAUUGAGAAAAUGCCUUACAACUGGAUCUCAUGGAAGAUUUUCCUCAACUGAGGCUCCUUCCUUCCUGAUGACUCUAGCUGUUCUUGCAGUGGACACGGUAAGCUUGCAAAACAAAGUAGGUGAUGAGGAUUUGCAAUGGGUUCUACUUAAGCCUCUGAAACAUCUUUAGUUCUCAUUUCUACAUGUAAAUAAGAAAAAUAAAGGGACAAAAGAUAAAUUGUCACUGGGGAAUGAACACCAUUUUUAUGAUGCCAUCUUUGGUGGCUGGGGAGAUGGCUCAGAAGGUAACAGUGUUUGCAACUCUUUCAUAGGAUCCGAUUUGAUUCCCUGUACUCACAUCAGGUAGUUCACACCUGCCCAGGGUUGGGGAUCCUGCUCUUCCAGACAGCUUGAGCACUGCACCCAUGUACACAUCCCACAUUCACACAUGCAGAUGCAUAAUUAAAAAUAAAUACUAGGAAAAAAUAUGACCUUUGAGAAAACAAUGCCAUUUCCAGAAAAUUGGCAUUAGAGAAUAAAUAAAUUUGCAUAAUAAUGUUUGGUCAUGUGGAAGGAAUUAGAGGUGUGACCUUGUUGCAGGACAUGUGUCACUGGGUGCAGGCGUUGACUUUUCAGAAGCCCAAGCCAGGCGUCGUGUGUCUUUCUUUCUGCUGCCUGUGGAUCUGGAUGUAGAAUUCUCAUCCACUUCUCCAGCACUGUGUCUGCCUGCAUGCGCCCAUGCUUCCUGCCAUGAUGACAGUGGACUAAACCUCUAAAUUGUAAGCCAGCCCUAAUUAAAUGCUUCCCUAUAUUAGAUUUGCUGCUGUCAUGGUGUCUCAAGUAGAACAAUGACUAAGACAGUAUAUGAAGGUGCACUGUACCAGUAGUAGUGAGAUGGACAGAAUCACUUCAAUAGACUAUAUUGAAUCUGAUGUAUAUUGAGUAUAAAAUACAUUGGCUAUAUUGGACAUAAUGUAGUAACGCAUAUACUGUCUUAUAAAACCAUGGUGUAGGAUAAUAAGGAUAAAGAUAAAAUGACAGAUUUGUGGAAUUUAAGCAUGCUCAGACCCAGGAAAAUGAAGGUGAGGUGCUUGCCCAGUUGAUGGUUUCCUGCUGGUUCUCAUACUGGUGCUGUUUAACACAGUCUUCUGAUGUCUGUGAAAUAGAAAUGUUAAAUUCCAACCUGUCAGUUACCUACCACCCAGAAGAGUGAUAUGAAUGCUCACAGGUUGUUCUGCCUGCAUGUCUAUGUUUCGAAAGGAUUAGAACCCUGUUGAAAAUUCAUUGUAUAAAACAAUAUUUCUAAGUUAAAAUGCACAGUAGAGGAAAGUAUCAAGCAAAACUCCUUUUCAAAAUCAAUCAUAAACUGAACAUUUUUGUUAUUUUCUUACUGAGAGAUUCUGGUGAUUUUUCCAUGGAUAAAGAAUAUCCCAAUUUUAUAAUCAUCUUUUACAUCUGCAAUGUGUCAAAGUAUUAAGUCAUGUGCAGAAAAGCAGGAAGAAUAUAAUUACAGAAAAUGAAACCUGUAAAGAAUUCAUUGGGGGUGGUUAAUAUGAAUAAGCCUCAUGUCACUAAUAAAAUUGGAACCUGCAAAUUUAAAUAUAUUACCAGAAGAAUUGCUGAAAUUAUGCUAAGCACACACUGGAAAACAAUUUAAAUAUCACUAUUUAAAUAUUUUCCAGGACCCUUUCUCAUGAAUUCUAUGACAGAAACCUACAAAUGUCUAUUUAGAACUGGUUUCUGAGACCUCCUAAGGGCUGCUGGUGUUUCAUCACAAAUAUGGCAAGAAUGAACUCAGAGACAAAGUUUUGUGCAGACAGACCACAAACUUUGACUAGUAGCUGAACAUAAUUGUAAAUAAAAUAGAAUUUAAUAAGAACCUUUUUUAAAAUAUGUGGACAUACAUGUAAAUGAAUUAUUUUUCUUCCACUAACAGAUGUACACAUUUAAAUUUUGGCUGUGAUUUUCCUAAUGACAUUUUAACAAAUAUUUUUCUAAAAGCAAAUUUACAACUCUUUAACAAUUUAAACCAUCAAAAAAAUCCCAUCUCUUCUAUACAAAUUAUCUGCAUAUAGUAAAAUUUAUUUUAAACAUCACUGCUUUAAUAUUUUGCUUAUAUGCCCCAUUAUAAAUUCUAGUUUUCAUAUGUUUUUAUAGGAAUCACUUUACUUUUAUUUUUAUUGUUAAUUGUGUGUGUGUUGUGGAGUUUGUGUGUGCAUGUGCAUAUGCAUGAGAGACAGAGAGAAAGAGAGAGAGAGAGUGAGAGAGAGAGAGAGAGAGAGAGAGAACCUAGCAUUAGCUUUAACUCCUCAAACCCAAAUCCAGUGACACGCUGCCUCCAACAAGACCACACCUCCUAAUCCUCUACAUCCUUAGAAAGUGUUUCACUCUCUGAUGGCUAAGCAUUCAAAUAUCUGAGUCUACAUGUGGAAGAGGGGCUCUCAUUCAAACUACUACAUUCCACAAACUCGUCCCCAUAUGCUUGUAGCUAUAUCAUAAUGUGAAAAGCAUUCAGUCCAACUCCAAAAGUCCCCAUAGUUUAUCACAGUCUCAACACUUUAAAAGUCCAAAGUCUCUUCUGAGACUCAUGGCAAUCUCUUAACUAUAAUCCUCUGUAAAAUCAAAAUCAAAAUGUACUUAGCAGACUUCUAUCACACAAUGGCACAGAAUACACAUCUCGAAGGCCAUGCAGUGACACAUUUUCUCCAGCAAGGCCAUGCCUUCUAAUCCUUCCAAUCCUUCCACACAGUUCCACUCCUUGGUGACUAAGUAUGAAAACAUAUGAGCCUGUGGGCACCACUCUCAUUCAAACCUUAUCUUAUCUUAUUUUGUUAAAAUAUGAGUGGCCUUAAUAUUUUUCCUAAAAAUAGUAAAAGCCUUGCAAUGAAAGUUGGUCAUGGCAUUGGUUCUGUAGGUGUGUAAAUUAUGUGUGUCUGUUCUUGUGGGUGUGAGUACAUACGAUACUAUAAUGUAUGUGUCCCUGUGCACAUUUGUAGGCCAGCUUUGGGCACUAUUCCUUCUAUGUUGUCCACUUUGAUAUUUGAGACAGGGUUUCUUAUGGGACUGGAGUCCACUAGGUGGGCUAGGCUGGCAGACAAGUGCAUCCAAACACUGCACUUGGCUGCUUCUCUCUGCCAGUGCUGCCAUUGCAAGCAUUCAGCUCCAGGCCCAGCUUCUUGUGUGGGUGCAAGCAAUAUAACCUAGAUCUUCCCAUGCAUACAGCAGGCUUUGCACAGUGAGCCGUCUCCCCAAGCCCUGUGACACUCCCUUUAAUUUUGUUUUAUGCUUUCUCACUCUCAGAAAACUGGGGCAUCUUUAAUAUAUUUGUCUUUAAUUUUUUAUUUGCUGGGGAUCAUGUGUGACAUUUGUGGGGUCAGAUGUGGGAAGUGAUUUCUUCUCCCACUUUGUAGGUUCUAAGGGUCAAACUCAGGUUUCUGGGUUUGGAAACAAACACAUUUAUCUGCUGAGACAUCUCACUAGCCCUCUAUCUGCUUUGAAGUUGUUUUCUAAUUAUGAUUUUAACUUUGCUUACCCAAAACGGAGCUUUCCAUGUUAGCAAUAUGGUGAGACGGUAUAGAAUCUUUAGAAAGUUAAAUAUUAAAUAGCCCCAGUUUAAGAGUUUAAAAUGUUGCUACAAAUUAGGACUGAAACUUAAAUUUUAAAGAAUCCCAAGAAAUAUUUAUGUGGUAUGUUUCCAAGUAAAAGAAAUAGAAGCUUAAGAAUAGUGCUCAUUUGGAAGCAGACACUUUCAGAAAAUAAUAUUUGUUCUUACUUUCACACACAUAAUUAAAAACAUGAAAUGAUGAGUUCAGGAUUACAUUUCCUCCCUCUGACACAGGGGACUUUCCUUUGCAGAAAUGAUUCGGGUUGGUCGUACAGCCUUUGUCUCCCAUUAAGCAGAGUGACAGUUAACCUUCGCUGUCAACCUGACUGGAUUUAGGAUCACAGGAGACAUAGCUCUUCAGGGGAUUGACCAAAGAGGAAUGCACUCCUUCAUGUGGGUGGCAUCAUCCCACGAACCAGGUCCUAACUGAACGCAGUGACAGAGGAGGAGGCUAGGUGACCUCUGCUUCCUGCCUAGGGCCUUGCUGAUCUACAGCCUCAGGAUCCCCAGAGACACACGCAGCCAUGGCCACACCUACCCCAGAUGCGCUGCUGCAUCCUGAGCUGUCAAUCAGGACAAACACUCCCUCAUUUUAACUGCUUUUGUCAAGAUUUGACCACAACCACAGAAAAAGUAACUAAGAAAAAUCAGGAUAAAGACUUCCUUGGGCCAGAUGACUCAUACAUGCCCCUACAUAAGUGUAGAUAUUCCAUUUGUUUAUAGAUUAUUGAUUGUUAAACUGCUGGCUUUAUGAACUUAUGAAAGUCAGAGAGAUGUAAAGUCUCAGUGUGUGUCAGGGAUCAUCUGUGUAGUGUGGAUCAUGUUCACAUCUGUGUAGUGUGGAUCAUGUUCACUUCUGUGUGUGUGCGUGUAUGUGCGUGCAUGUGAGUGUGUGUGCACGUGUGUGUAUGUGUGUUUGUGCAUGUGUGUGUGUUGUAUGCGCGUGUGUGUGCAAGUGAGUAUGUGUGUGCGUGUGCAUGUGUGUGCAUGUGUGUAUGUAUGUGUGUGUGCAUGUGUGUGUGUGUCCUACCUACAUUCCAAUAAUGUAGGUAGGAAUCAGAAGUCAUCACUUAUGAUGAGGAGGCACUUACCAAAUCAGUCACAAGCAUUCUUGAUUUGCCAGGAUCACUGAACAUGAUCCCUUCUACACGGAUGGAGAAACAGUGUCAUGUUUGCUUGUCGUCACCCUGGGCCAGGAAGAACCAAAUCUUUCGUGUGGAUUCUCACUUCAGCAGCACGGGCUAACAUGAAUUUGGCAAAUGUAUCUAUUUUCAAAACACAGAAACUGGAGGGAAAUGUCUGUGAAGGCCCUGAGAAUCUUCUGAGCAAAAAUCAUGAAGCUCUGUUAAGAAGCAGGGCUAGAGGAUCAGAGCAGGUCUACUGAAAUGGUAUGAGGGCCAAUGUUCUGGGCCACUUGUGCCUCAGGACCCCCAGGUACUCAUGUAGCCAAGAAACAUAGAGCAAACCCAGGGAAAGGGACCCUCCAGUCUUUCUUGAGAAAGGCCCUUGUGUGCUACACCCACCAAAUUUACACACUUUAUGGCUUUCUGGUUGACAUCAUCUGUCGUGGGUGUCUUCCUGGAAGUAAAUCUCAAACUGAAGUCCAGAAAUUAAAUAGUUAAAGCUAGAGGUGAUGGGUUAACUAUUAAUAACACGUAUUACUUCAAGUAGAAAACAACUUCAAGUAGAAAACAAACCUAUAACUUCAAGUAGAAAACAAACACAGUUGUGAACUUCAUGAGGAGACAAGGUUCCUAACAGCAGAUGCACAUUCAGAAUAGUCCCGAAGCUACUCAGGAAAGUGCAUUGUCACCAAAGGUAGCACUGACAGACACACCAUCCCUCAGAUGAACCCGCAAAGCCAUCCUGAGCCUGCAUCUUCAAAGCAGAAAAAACAUCAGCACUUUUAAAGCAUCAAAUUGUUAGUUUUAAAAGAAAUAGGUAUGACAAGAAACUGUGGUAAAGGACAGUCACAGGAAAAAAAGAAGCACUGUCAAUUUCAGCCUUAGCAGGACAGAGGGUAUCAAUUAUGAGUCUAUAAUUACAAUAUUAUAUUAAGAAUGGCAAAGAUGAGCAAAAUAAUUUAGUGGGUAAAGGACCUUGCUCCCAAGGGUGCAAACCAAGUUGUAUACCUGGGAUCCACAUGGUGGAAGACAGGAGCCCUCCAGAACGUUCUCCUUUGACCUACACACACACACACACACACACACACACACAUAUACACACACACACACACACACACACACACACACACACACACACGCAUACAUACAUAAAAUUUAAUAAAAUUUAAGAAGAAUAACCAAAAACACUGUCUUAGUGUAUUUAAUCUCUUGAUAACCUUAUGACAUAUAAUAUCAUCUCUAGUUCUCCUCUGUGAAAAAUAAAGACUCAGAAAUGUUAUAGAAAUCACUUAAGGUCACACAGAAGUCCAGCCAGAAUUUUAAGACAAAUAAGAUGACCACACACUUCCUGGGGCAGGAGAGUGCAUGGGUCAUCUGGCCUGAUGGCAGAAGAUGCCCUUCCUUUUAAGCAACCUCUGCUUCUGCCUCAAGUCUGUCUAAUUAUGACAGGUCUUUCAGGAGUUCUGCCAAUGAGGUCAGGUGUGCUUUGGCUAAUGCUAAAGUGCAGAAUUAAGCUCUGCGUAGCACUGGUCUUCAUGGUCUGUCACUAGGACAGCCUGUCAGUUUUCUGAAAGAUGGAGGCUCAGCCUGGGACCGGGCUCUGAUAGAAACCAGCUCUCACGCUGAAGAGGAAGCAGCCCUCUUGUGGUCCUGUGAGAAUUAGGGUCCAGAUGCCUUUGGGGAAACUGUCUGCAUGGGCGGCACCUACUUCAUCUAGAGGCAGCUGAAGAGUUCCUGAUGACCCUCCUCAUUGUCAGCGAAGGCCAAUAUGGCCCUCACAGCUCUCAGCUAGUACCGAGACAUAGAACUGCCAACUCACUUGGCCUGGUGUACCUAGUGCAUCCUACUUCUCUCAGGAAGGGCUCCAAAAACCAGUCCAACCAAACCAUAUGUACUUCUGUCUCUCUGCAUGAGCCGUCAGAGAGAGGGAGAGAAGAGGAAGAAGGAAGGAUGGGAGGAAGGAGGAAGAGAAAGAGGAGAAGAUGGAGAGGAGGAAGAGGAGGAGAAGGAGGAAAGAGAAGCAGCGGCGGCAGCAGCAGCAGCAGCUAUAGAAGACAUUUCUGUCUUGAUCGCAUGGAGCACCUUGACCUUCUCUGAGGCCUUCUCUCGUCGCCUUGGUAACUACCUGCAAUCUCAUAGGCUCAGCCUUUUCAGUUUCCAUCAUUGGAACCUCUGUAUCCAACAAGUUGGGUGUUUGGAGCAUUGAACCCCAAUGUGACUUCAUGGCCUAACUACCACGUCCCUUUAGACUUUUGAGACACAGUUUAGCAAGCCAAGCUCCAAUAUUUUUUGAGAAAAGCAUUAUAUUUACUGCAUAGAGGAAGUUACCUGAGUCCCUAACCAGACAGUGACCCCCACAUGAGUUAUUUAAUAUUCUCAAGCCUGGUUUUCUCAUUGUCAAAGGGAGAAUAAAAUCUGCAAAGGUUAAAUGACUAAACUGUAGAAGGAGGCUUCAAAAUAGAGAUUUUGGUAUUGUGAUUUCUUCUCACCAUGCUACCAAUUCUUCUGAUCCUGGAAACAUCACCCGCUCCACUCUCACAUCUGAUGGUUGCCACUUAGAAUUCUUCCCAGGUACUUGGUACUAGUACCACAGUCCUACCUCCUUAAUGUGCCCAUUAAACUCUGUAAAAUAUGUUUGGUAAAGCCUUCACUUUGCUGUCUCUUCUUUGUGUCAAGUUUUCUGAAGUCCUUGACAACAGUAGUGUUUAGCAGGAUGGAGCUCGGUGUCUUCACUAUGAACGAAUCCCUCUCUUGACAGGAUUUAUUUUUAUGAACUCCAGUGUGUUUAUUCUGUGACACAUGACUCUGCUCCACAGUGUAGGGUCGAGUGUCUACUUUAUUGUCCAACCAUAUUCUAAAUAGCAGGUAUGGAUGCUCCUGAUUUCCCAUCAACAGUUUUAGGGUUUGGUUCUCUGUUUAGGAAUUUUAAUUGAUACUUGGCAAGAAAGCAUAACAAACACCUAAAAUAUUUUGACUAUUUUGUAGUUUUGUCUUGUUUUGUUUUGUUUUGUUUUGUUUUUUUAAAUCUGAAUAACUCACACUGAAAAUAAACAUCUACAGGCAUGGCAUAAUGAUAAAGACCCAACAAAGUUCAGAGUCCUUAUAAAAUAGUCAGCAGGUGAGCUGCAGGACUUAAGUUCUGGGACGUUUCCAGUCAUGAUAUAGGAUGUAAAGGGGAAAGGGUUGUUCAUUGGCUGAACUGACAGCUAAGCAUACACAGCUUGUAAAAAUAAGUGACCUAAAAGGAACAUGGGCCACUAUCAACAACUAACAAAUAUCUCUCUAAAAACUUUCUUCAAAGACCUGCAAUGUCAGUGUUUGGCGAUAAGGAUGUAUUUCCUAACUGUAUCUGAUAAUGAUCUGGAGGGUCGGAAAUGAGCUGUACAUUCUUGUGUUCUCACCUCACAAGACUCUUCCAGACUUAGCUGGGGCCGCAGAUCAGAGCAGCACAGAAGGGGCUGUCAUGGGGAAGCUCUGUGCACCCCAAACAGCAAGCUCUGCUUUAUAAAGACUUUCCACACUCAUCACCAGGCAGCCCACAAGCAUCGCCUAAGUCUGUAGUCCUCCCUAGGAAGGGUGGCAUUGCAGUAUUUCAAACUAAACAGAGGCUUGUUGAAUUGAAAUACAUCAUACUUCGGAAGAUUACUAUUCUAGGGAGGUUGAGGGUGUUUUGUUUUGUUUUGUUUUGUUUUGUUUUGUUUUGUUUUGUUGGUGGUGGUGAUAGGGUCACACCCCCCCCCCCUUUUUUUUGCUUUUUAAACUUUUUUCAAAUCUGUAAUAGAAAUUCUAGGGAAGAUUGUUUCCUAUGAACCAAGCUUUCAGCUUGUGACCAACUCUAGACCAUUCAAAACAGGAAAUCUGGUAAGAGUAAAAAAUUUCAGGUUUUUGGGUAAAGCAACCACAAACCUGAAGAAAUUCGGGGAUCACACUUCCUGUCCUGUCCGGGGUUUUCUUUGGCACUCUAAGCGCAUGCAUCCUGUGAUGGUCUUCAGGGUUUCUGCCGCCUUCUCUCUGCCUCAUCUCUACAUCCUCCUUGUCACCCAAAGUUGGUUUAUUUAAAAUUGGUCAAGGAACUCAUUUUAUAAAGAUGACAUCUAUGUUCCAGCUUCAUUUUGUCUCUUAGGAAGUCCAUCUUUCAAAUGCUGAAAUUCAAAGAAAACGGUACCUCAGAAAAUAUACCUUUUCAAAAACUAAGGUAAAAGUCUCAUGACAGAACAAGGAUGAGAUUUUCUUCACAACCUGAUCCUGGCUGCUUUUCAAUGUAAAAUAUAAUUUUACUGUGUUUCACAUCAAUGAAAAUGGACAACAAAUGCAGGGUUGUAUAACUAAGACUGUUUGGAAGAUGAUAGAAAAUCCUAAAAUUCUUUAAUUUCAGUAAAAUGGAAAGAGAUUACAAAAGGCUAAGUCGGUGAUCUCACUUGCAUGUAUUUAUCAGAAUGCUCAUAUUCUUAUUUUUUUAAACACACUAACAGUAUCCACUAACAAUAUAUUGAUAUUCUCACACAUUUUUAGUUUUUGUGUUGUUUUCUCAAAUGCAAAUUUGGAGUCUGUGAAGAUAAUUGAAGUAAUGGCUAACACGAUUAUUGUUCUACAAUAUUUUAGGUGCUGGUUGUAUGUAAGAGAAGUAUGUAUGUAUGUAUGUAUGAAUGUAAGUAAGAAAAGACAGCUGGGGUGUGCUAACUGCUGCAAUCUUUACAGCAAUCAAUUUUAUCAACCCCAUAUUGCUUUCUGUUCUCUGAUGAAGGACUCGAAUUUAAAUUACCAUGUGACUCCGGAUAAUCUGGUCUCACAGAGCCAGUAUUUCCAAGAAGCAAGCUAAAGCAUGGUCAGAACAGAGAAGGAUCAGAGGGGAGUAUCUGGAAUCGGUCUGAAGACCUUAAUCAGUGUCUAUGCUUUAAGACAAAGCCUGGUUGGUCAAAAGAAAGAUUAAUGCCAUCAGGAUGGAAUAACACCUCCAGGACAGAGCCUGGUAAUAACCAGGCCUUCGGACAGGGUGCAAUCAAUCAGUCUCUCGAAGGUGCAUGCGAUUUGAUUUUACAAGUUGAUAUCGUGUUUGUAUUCAUUGUUUGUUAGGUGUGUUCAGUGAGUCCUUGGUGGAAAGCAACUCAAAUAUGCCUCUCCAUUUAGAACUUCUGGAGGGGCUGUAUUCGAUAGCAUGUGACUCUGCAACAGACAAACAAGGGGCAGACUAGGAAGAAACCUGAUCUGGGUUGAGAGGGUCAGGGAGUCUCUUCUGAGGAAGAAAGCUAAAGUUUGGGGAGGGAAGAAGAGUGUAAUGGCAGCUAAGGGAGGAGCAUGCCCCACCCCCACCCCAGGAAGGUGUUGCUGUAGAAACACUUUUGUUGAGGUGUGUGGUUGGUUUCCCGGACCUCUCUAGAAACAAGCAAAAACCCUGUGGUUAUCAAAACCUAGGAGGGUUUCGAAGAAUAAGGGCCCCUCCAAAAUCAUGUUCCCAUUCACAGUUUUUUCAACAUUUCCUAUUUCACAAACAGACCAACGCACAAAACCAGUAAGUGGAAGUGGGGUCAGCAGGGAGUCAAGCUUUCUAGAAACUGAUUUCAACGUUUGCCAUUAGUUUUGUUCUUUAAGAUUUUCAUGUUAAAUUUAUACUUUCAGAUAUUAGGAAAAGUUUUGGACCCAUUCUUCUGACUGCUCACCCCCUUUCCUCUCCCCCUCCUCCUUCCUCCUUCUCCCUUCCCUCCCUCCUUCCCCCUCCCCCUUCCUUCUUCUCCCUCCAGCUCCUCCCUCCCUCCCUCUUCCCCUCCCCCUCCCAGUCCUUAGCUUUCCUCUUCUGCCCAUGUUAUGCUUACUCGGAACCUUGGACAUUGUUCAAAUCUACUUUCUCUCCUUAUGGCACCUGCAGGGAAAUAUAAAAGCAAAACACAGCCUUUUCUAGCUAAAGAUGAUUUGGUUGUCUUAAUGGAGCAGAGGGUCUAUGUGUAUACUCCUCUCCCCAACUCAAAAGGAGGAAUAACCAUGAAGCAGGGGCAUUGGUUUUUAUCUGUAUCUAUCUGUGUAGUACUAGGAACCUGCCCAGCACCAGUUCACUCUGGAAGGCAGCAAUGGGUGACUUGGUGGUUUUCAGGGGCAAAACUUGGUUUAGUGAAGGUGAAGCCACUUUCUUCUAGUAACAUUUACCUUUCUUAACUCUUUGUGAUUCUAAGACCAAAAGCCUUUGGCUUCUGGUAAUUAACUCCUGCUGCUCAGCAGCAGGGGAAUUAAGUAGAGAAGUUGAUUACUCUGGCACUUUGUUCAUUUCUCACAGGCCCCUCACUGAUCUGGGUAAGAGGCUCAGAGUUCAUUAACUCCUUAUGGGCCAAAGAAGAAAGUCACACUUGCAGAAAGAAAAUCUUUUACACAGGCAAUACACGCAGACAUACACACACUCAUACAUUCAUACGCACAUUCUGAUCAGGCCCAACCACCUUUCUCAUCAGCUCCAAAGGUGUUCAUGCAUACUUAGAUACGUACACAUAUACCUACACAUAUAUGUAUAGACAACAGGCAUAUACAUUUGGUGGAUGGGCCUGAGUCCCCUAAGUCACACUUUAUUCCUUCUAUAUGGCCUUCUUAUACCUUCUUAGGCAAAAGUUCUUUAGAAAAUUAUCUCUUAGAGAAAAUGGUACACAAAAUGGGAGUUAUAGAAGGAUGUUGAUAUUAAAUUCAAAGUAGUGUUUUCUCCUAUAAGUUAAUUAUAAGUUCAAAGCAACAGUUUCACAUGGCCUUCCUUAUUAUAGUACACACCUGUGGCUUCGUCCUUGAACCUGACCUAGAAAGAAUGGUUCUCCUUGAUCGCAAUUCGUACCAAUCCUGCUCUCCUAUCCUAGUGCAAUUAACCCAUGGCACAUGAAAGUUUACAGAGAGAGCUAGAAUUACUUGUAUAAAUUUAGGAAUUCUAUAAAAUCAUUAUCAGGAAUUAUAAAAUCAUCAAUUUGUCUAUACAGCAUUACUACAUGAUAGAACAUCUUCAUCGAUCUGCAGAAAAUCUGCCCAAUAGGAAAGGCUAAUGACCAGAAAUCAUUAGGCUAUGUAAGAGUGACAGAAAAGGCAUAUCAGUAGCAAGAAGCAAUCCUGAAAUAAAAAUCUCUGAAGGUCCUGCAGUUCAGCGCUUACCCAUUGCAUCCAUGCAAAGCAGAGGCCAUCUCCAGAAAACUUACUUCAUGCUCUUUAGCUUUUCUUCAUGCAUUCCUGACAGUUUAGGGAAAUGUUAAUGAGCAGAGAUGCACACAACACCUAGCUAUGGUUUUGUUCUGUUUCUAGAAUGCUGGUGUGCUUGUAAAUGAGAAUUUUCCUAGUCUGAUGAUUGAAAUACUACUGCAAUUACCAAAAUUCCCUGGAGAAGUUCUGAAAAUCAGGAAGCCCUUUCGAGCAGUCUCCUUGCAAUCUAUGGGACUCAAUCCAGAGAAGUAUGUUUAUUGCUAAUGCAUACCCUAGAGAAAUUUAAAGUACUACCAUGUUCUCCAUGGUCUCAGUUACACAGCCAAAAUAGAGUUUGUGUUCAACAGCAUGAGAUACAUAAAUUAGCUUCACAGGAUCACGAGUAAAUUAAACAGCAAUCUGUCAGUCCCAUUCAAUCAUAUGCAAACAUACUUUAUGUACAUACAUGUGCUAGUUCUUUUUAGGGGGUAUUUUGAAAAAUGUUGGGUUACUCUGAAAUGUUGACAGCUAUGAAUUCUGCUGCACAAAUCGGUGUAUGUGUAUGUACGCUUGUGUGUACAUACAUGUGUGUGCAAGUACAUGUUUGCAAAUAUGAGUUUAUGUAUGUGUAAGUAUGCAAGUGUGUGUGCACGUGUGCAUGUUUGUGUGUGCAUGUGUGAGUGUGUAAGCAUGUGUGUGCAUCCAUGCUGAUGUAUACUCACCAGGACAACCCAACUCUGGCUCUUUAAUUAGUGGAUAGGAAUUAUUUCACUAUACCUUUUAGAGAUUUCUUUAGAAACAAUAAACCUUCACAGAGCACAGAGCAUGGCAAAAUCACUGAAAAUUCCUUGCUCUACCUAUUAAAAUGCAUUCAAUGUUUUGAAAAAAUGUCAUUCAGUCUUAAGCUGCAUCCAAAUGUGCAUUAAAGUGUAUGUAUGUGUUCAUACAUACAUACAUACAUACAUACACACACAUAUAUACACACAUAUAUAUGUAUAUAUACACAUGUAUAUAUACAGCAUAUUAUAUGUGUAUUAUAUAGUAUAUAUUAUAGCACACACGUAUAUAUAUAUAUAUAUGUAUGUAUAUAUAUAUAUGCACAUACUAUACAUACAGCAUAGUAUAUAUGUAUUAUAGAGUAUCUAUUAUAAUACACUUCUCCAAUGGUCAGUUUCAGUUUCUCACUGAAUAACUGUUAAGUAAACUGCUAGCUGUGUAAUUAAGCUAAUAGGACAUGUGAGUAAGCAUCUAAGCAUUCUUUGAAAUGUCUUACAUACUCUGCACAUGAGGUAAUGGUUCUUAAAUCAUUGGUGUCAGAGCUUUAAAUUUAUAGGGAUUGCUCUGUAAGUAGCAGAAAUUCUUAGUAGUAGUAUAGAGUGGUAAGGAGGGGUUUGAGGCAUGAUAUAAAAUACUAAAACUGUAAUUGACUGCAUUAUUCUUGUCUUCAUAGUAAGGAGGGAAAUGUUCCUGUGUCAUACUGACACUUAGACGUUCCGGUAAAAUCCUCUACGUAAUGAUUCCUGGUGAAGUGGCAGCAUCCGUCACAUCUUAGUUAUUAUUAUUGUCUCCAUGGCAAUUCAUGUCAGAUAAGAAAUGAAAAGCCAUCAGGCCUCCAGCUUAUUCAGUUUGAGCAGAGAUGGCUACUAGAAGCUUGCGGGGACAAGGGGUGUCUCAUAAAAUAGAAAGAAAUAGGUAGUUUCCAUUUCAAUUGCAGUUUUCCCUUUAAGGCCCCUCUAGAUGUCAGUAUGCACAUCUCCCUUUCCAUCAUCUGUACUGAUCAUAAGGAUAUUGAUCUCAUCUGUCAUCACUGUAGAACUCAGUUAGGGAACAGGCAAGGGAACAGAAAGCCACCACUGAGGAGCUGCCACUAACAAGUGUGUCAGACAAUUAGCACUCAGGAAUGCCAAACUGCAUAGCUCUCUGUGUGAAGAGCAAGAUGUCUUUGUGGCCUCAGAGUAUCUUCCCAUAGGGUAUCUAUUAAUUACAGAGGGGGAAAUAACCUGUAAUGGAGAAACUUAGCAGACAUCAGGUUAUACAAAGACUGAACUCGGUGUUGUUAGUAAUGGACGUCCCCUGAUGUGAGCGAUGCAGUAAGACUGUUCUCUGUAUAAUUCAUCCAACAUGCUCAUGGUAAUGGAGACAGACUUUAGUUACAUAACAGCAGCAGCAGGGAAAGGCUGUGGUUCAGGAGACCUGAGGAGAGCAUCCUAAGCACACAGCACAGACCAGUUUUGCAA
Molecule: messenger RNA, 34950 nt
Organism: Mus musculus (house mouse)
Lineage: Eukaryota; Metazoa; Chordata; Mammalia; Rodentia; Muridae
Gene: Nalf1
Product: NALCN channel auxiliary factor 1
Exons: 2
Coding region: 2312-3259 (315 amino acids)
Biological process (GO): regulation of neuronal action potential; inorganic cation import across plasma membrane; sodium ion transmembrane transport
Cellular component (GO): plasma membrane; voltage-gated sodium channel complex
Molecular function (GO): channel regulator activity
Source: RefSeq, a predicted model, not a curated record